AGCAAGAGAGAGUUUUCUUUUAGCCUUGGGAAGAUGCUUAAAAAGGAGAGUAUCACUCUGCCAGAGGUGAAAAACCAGCGAGAGCUCAGACAGCAAACACAGAGGAUAGUGAUAUGGCCUGGGUUGUUCUUGUAAUCUACUUUCAUAUCACAGUUUUCCUUUUUAUUAUGGAUACAGGACAUGCCACUGAAAAUUAUACCAGGAGGAUGGAAGCUACAGCUGCAGGAGAUAUCAUCAUCGCAGGAAUCUUUCCCAUUCAUGAGGAUGUACACAAAAAAAACAACUCUUUCAUACCACAACAACCCAGCUGUCUCAGGUUUGACGAAAGACGCCUGAUUUUGGCUCUGGCUAUGAUCAAUGCUAUCGAGGUCAUGAAUAAGUCCCCUCUGCUCAAGGUUGUGAACGUCACUCUGGGUUACCUAAUCGUGGACUCUUGCAGUGAUCCCAGCACAGCUCUGAGGCUCACAGGAGACUUCAUGCAGCGGGACAACUGCUACACAGAGAGCAACACCUCUGCCUGUGGACAGCCAGUCAUGGCUGUUAUAGGUGCCUCUUACUCUGAAGUAUCCAUUGCCAUCGCCAGGCAACUGACACUCCAGAUGAUUCCUCAAGAACACACUCAUGCCUCCACUAUCCUUAGUGUUGAGAUGGUUGUCAGCGCCAUUACUCAGACUGUGGCUUCUGUCUGCAGGAGCAGAGACUGCAAAACACCAGGCACAAUGCAACCCUGGGAGCUGCUGAAACCUCUGUUAUUGCAAGAGUUUAAAUUUCGAGUAAAAACAUAUAAGUUUGACGGCAGCGGUGACAUCAACCUGGGCUACGACCUGAAAAUGUGGUGCUCAGAUGGAGGAAAUAAUCAUAUCACUGAGGUUGUGGCUGAAUACAACCUAAACACCAACAACUUCACUUACACCAAUGUGAGCACCCAGCACCUCCAGGACCUGAAGGACAUCAUCUCCAAGUGCUCCAAUAGCUGCGUCCCUGGAGAGUUCAAAAAAACCGCCAAAGGUCAACACACCUGUUGUUAUGAGUGCAUCAACUGUACUGCGAACUACUACUCGAAUAAAACAGAUAUGGAUCAGUGUCUGAGCUGUAACAUAAGCAGAGAGUGGUCAGCAGAGGGCAGCUCCAGCUGCACCCCCAAAGUCGUGCUCUUCUUCUCCUGGCAGGACAGAUUUGCUGUGGUGCUCCUGAUCUUUUCUGCCCUGGGUAUCAUCCUGGCUGUGAUGGUGUCAGCUCUGUUUUUACAUCAGCGCGACACUCCUGUAGUGAAGGCUGCCGGAGGGCCACUGAGCCAGGUCAUCCUAUUCUCUCUGGUCAUCAGUUACAUCAGCGCCGUGCUGUUUGUCGGUCGGCCCAACAGUUUCCAGUGUAAGGCUCGACAGGUGCUCUUCGGUAUCAGCUUCACUCUGUGCGUCUCCUGCAUCCUGAUCAAGACCCUGCAGAUCCUGCUGGCCUUCCAGUUCAACCCUGCACUGCAGGAGGUUCUGCGGAGGCUCUUCAAGCCUUACGUCAUGGCCAGCCUCUGUGUGGCCUUGCAGGUGAUUAUUUGUAUCUGCUGGCUAGUCCUCAAGAGCCCAUUUCAUCAAAUCGUCAUGCAACCAACCACUUUGCUGGAGGAGUGUCACGAGGGCUCAUAUUUGGCCUUCGGGGUGAUGUUGGGCUACAUAGCUUUCCUAGCAUUUGUGUGUUUCAUCUGUGCCUUCAAAGGCCGCAAACUUCCCCAGUUCUACAAUGAGGCAAAGUUCAUCACCUUCAGUAUGCUGCUCUACCUUAUCUCCUGGAUGCUCUUUGUUCCUGUCUACGUUACCACCUCAGGAGUUUACCUUUCGGCUGUGGAGAUGGUGGUCAUUCUCAUGUCCAACUAUGGCAUCCUCAGCUGCCAUUUCUUACCAAAGUGCUACGUUAUCAUUUUCAGGAAGGAACAAAACACCACGAGUGCUUUCAGAAACAAUGUGUAUCAAUAUUCCAGCAAAACCUCUGAUUCUAUCUCCGUAUCUGGGAGUUCAGUGUCAGAGAAACAGUCUAUCGGUCGGGACUUCAUCUGUGCUCUGCCACCCUCUCUACCUGCAGCUGGUUACCUCGAAUAUGGAGUCGUGACAAAGGGAACGAGCUGCACAAGUUUACACAGAGGUCCAGCAACACAACACUUCCUCAGAAGAAGCAGCAUAUAACUGUCAUUAUUUAAAAUGGGUUGUGAGGAGGGACGCAGCUAUUUGACUUUUUAGUUGUAGUUGUCCCACUUUAUCAAACAUGAUUGAUAAUGUGGGACAGCAUGCUUUGGGUAAUCUAGGACAGUCACUUAAUUUUCUAGAAGGUGUAAUGUGCAUUUAGGGUCUUCCUGGAAUAAAAAAAAAGAUAAACUACAGAGGUGUAGUGUAAUGUCAGCAGUUGUCAGACAGGAGUUAAUGGUAAAUACAGUUUGUCCCUGUCUGUUUAAACUGAUUGUCUGGUUAGCAAACUAGCACAUAAUCAGUCAGCUCUCUAAAACAGAGAUGAUCCAAAAAGAGUUUGUCCUGUGUUCUGCAGUCACUGGUUUCACCAAACAUGUGGAGAAGACAAUGGGGUGAUCGAUGAUGAGUCUUUUACCUGCAAGGACUGUCUGUUCCCUGAGUCGCCCAAAUGGAAUGACAAAUUACUGAAUGAAUAAUCUGUUAUUGUUACUUUUGCUUGCUGUUGAUUGAAGUCACUAGAUUUUUAAAAAACCUUUUAUAGAAAGGUUUAAAUUAGAGUGACCUGUCCCAGAUUCAGGGUGAAUUUUCUUUUUUGGCAUAAAGAACUGUUUUUCUGAGAUAAUUAUCUUGGAUAUUCCGAGAUAAGUUUUCAUUUAACAAAAUAAAUAAAAAUAAAACCCUGAUAGAACAUGUAUUUUGUUUUAUUCAUUUUAUUAUUUUCAAUUUUAAUACUUUUAUCAAGUACAUUAUC
Hippoglossus stenolepis (Pacific halibut) is the source of this 2925-nucleotide messenger RNA. RefSeq names its product G-protein coupled receptor family C group 6 member A-like. The transcript has 7 exons. Gene Ontology annotation, biological process: G protein-coupled receptor signaling pathway. Gene Ontology annotation, molecular function: G protein-coupled receptor activity. The record is from RefSeq and is a predicted model, not a curated record. Gene Ontology annotation, cellular component: membrane. Lineage: Eukaryota; Metazoa; Chordata; Actinopteri; Pleuronectiformes; Pleuronectidae. Bases 114 to 2174 code for a protein of 686 amino acids.